This is a messenger RNA of Orycteropus afer afer, 1509 nucleotides long. RefSeq names its product carcinoembryonic antigen-related cell adhesion molecule 1-like. Gene Ontology annotation, biological process: regulation of immune system process; signal transduction. Gene Ontology annotation, molecular function: protein tyrosine kinase binding. The record is from RefSeq and is a predicted model, not a curated record. The transcript is spliced from 8 exons. NCBI's taxonomy places the organism in Eukaryota, Metazoa, Chordata, Mammalia, Tubulidentata, Orycteropodidae. The annotation marks the transcript as partial. Gene Ontology annotation, cellular component: cell surface; plasma membrane.
CUAGUCUCACUUUUACUCUCCUGGAGUCUGCCCAUCUCAGCCCAAGCCGCUAUUGAGUCAGUGCCCUCCAACGUGGCUGAAGGGAGCAAUGUUCUUCUACUUGUCCACAAUGUGCCACCGGAUCUUCAUGCUUACAAUUGGUACAACGGGGGUGAUGCUAAAGAUCCCAGCCUUCGUAUUUUAACAUAUAGCAUACAAAAUCAAACAACCAGCACAGGCCCUGCCUACAGCGGCCGAGAGACUGUCUACAACAACGGAUCCUUGAUGAUUCAGAACAUCACCCAAAACGACACGGGAAUCUACACCCUACAAAUAGUAAAGCAAAGUUAUGAGGUUGAAACAGUAACUGGACAGUUCCGCAUAUACCCAUUCUUACCUAAACCCUCCAUCACCAGCAACAACUCCAACCCCGUGGAGGACCAGAACUCUGUAGCAUUAACUUGUAAUCCUGAGACUCAGAGCACAACAUACCAGUGGUUGAGAAAUGGUCAGAGCCUCCCAGAGAGUGGCAGGCUGGAGCUGUCCCUGGACAACAGGACUCUUACUAUACACAAUGUUACAAGGAAUGACAAAGGACCCUAUGAGUGUGCAACCUGGAACCCAGUGAGUGCCAACCGUAGUGACCCAUUCACCCUGAAUAUUUCCUAUGGCCCGGACACCCCCAUCAUUUUACCCUCAGCUCCACAUUACCUUGUAGGGGCAACCCUCAGCCUCUCCUGCCAAGCAGCCUCUAACCCACCCGCACAGUAUUUUUGGUCUAUCAGUGGGCGCUACCUGCAAUCCACCCAAGUGCUCAGUGUCCCCAACAUCAAUAUGAGUGAUAAUGGAAACUAUACGUGCCUUGCCUAUAACAAUGCCACUGGCCGCAACAGAACCACGGUCAAGACUGUCACAGUUUCCGAGUCCCUGACAAAGCCCUCCAUCCAUGGCAACAACAGCACAGUCACAGAAAACGAGGGCCCCCUGAACCUGACCUGCCUCACCAACGACACUGGCAUCUCCAUCCAGUGGAUCCACAACGGGCAGAGCCUGCAGCUCACAGAGAGGAUGGCACUGACCCAGGACAACAGCACCCUCACCAUAAACCCUGUCAGAAGGGAGGACGCCGGGGCCUAUCAGUGCGAGGUCUCCAAUCCGGUCAGUCACAACAGAAGUGACCUCUUCAGGCUGACUGUGAACUAUGAUCCUUCAGCACCAGGAAGUUCUGGACUCUCUGGUGGGGCCAUUGCCGGCAUCGUGAUUGGCGUACUGGCCGGGGUGGCUCUGAUAGGAGGCCUGGUGUACUUCCUGUAUGUCAGAAAGACUGGAGGGGCAGGCGACCAGCGUGAGCAUACUGAGCCCAAGGCCUCAGCAUCCAAGCACAGUCAGGACGCCUGCACAGCUAACAAGAUCAAUGAAACUACAUAUUCUUCCCUGAACUUUAAUGGCCAGCAACCCAAGAUAUCAACUUCAGCCUCCCCAUCACCAACAGCCACAGAAACGAUCUAUACAGAAGUAAAAAAAGAGUAA